Messenger RNA from Magnusiomyces paraingens, 1320 nucleotides. RefSeq lists its product as uncharacterized. The coding region runs from base 1 to 1320 and encodes 439 amino acids. Gene Ontology annotation, biological process: regulation of DNA-templated transcription. The transcript has 2 exons. Gene Ontology annotation, molecular function: DNA-binding transcription factor activity; DNA binding. NCBI's taxonomy places the organism in Eukaryota, Fungi, Ascomycota, Dipodascomycetes, Dipodascales, Dipodascaceae. The record is from RefSeq and is a predicted model, not a curated record.
AUGCAAGUACAUCCAGAAAACAUAUCUUCUAAGCCUUCGACCCCAACAACAUUUUCCAAUAAAAAGCGCAGGCGAUCUGUUUCAAAACCAGAUCACAAUGAACAAGCAAAACCCCCAGCCAUAGAGCCAGGAGAAGCGUUGCUAGAAAGUCCAAAUCAAUCCUCCGGCAAAGGUAAACGAAAGGGUAGACACCAGUUUGAAAAAGAACAUAGUGGAUUUUCUUCCUUUCGGUUAGCAGGCAGUUAUAUUCCAGAAGAAGUCCAAAAACGUACCAGACAACGACGUGCCAUAAUACACACUUCCCAAGACAGUCAGCCCAGAAAUAGUGAACAAAAUCAGGUCGCUCAAAAAAACAAAUUGUUUUUCCGAAUUGGCCCUCCGUUUAAAAGAACGUGCCAAAACUUUGACAUGGUCGAUUCAAAGGGCCAAAAUAUAUAUGCGAUUUUGGACUCAAGAAUCGAUCGAGGAUUUCAACUAACGAACGAGGGCUGGCUAACGUACAAACACAAUUAUAUCACAGUUUCAAGUUCUUUCUCUCUAACUACUUCCAAUCCAGUUGAAUAUGGUGUUAUUCCCAAGAGCAAUAUUUAUGCUAAAGCAGGCAAUACCCAGUUAAUGAUUCGCUACUUUUCUUUAAGAAUGGUUGCAUUUCAACUUAACUCCAACAAUACUUUGACAGAACGAGAAAUUUUUCAGCAAUCUGCAAAAAGAAACCAAUCUGUUUUGUAUCCGUCUAUUUCGGUGGUUCCUGGGAAACUUCCGACACAUGAUUAUAUCAAAAAUAACACAACCUAUCGUUCGCUUUUGCGCCGCAAAAUAAUUGAUCAUGAUAUCUCUUACCGCAAAACGGAUUUGGGCCCAUUUGCUCAAUACUAUCCAGAUCCUUUAGGCAUUCAUUAUGUUGCUCUUUUUGAACGUCUUCAAUUUUCUGGGGGAGAUGGCCAAAGAUGCAAACUGGUUAUCCAACUUGUAGCAAUGUUGGAAAAUGAAAUACCAUAUGUUGUUUCUUGGAGUGAAACACCUUAUUUUCUCUUGAGGUCAAAAUCCUCUUUUCUCUACGAAAAUCAACCUGCUACUUCCAAAAAUUGGGAAGAUAAUGCAAAAACGAAUUCAUUUUCUCCAUCAUCACCAGAUUCCAACUCUCCUCCAGUUCAAAGAAAUAAUGAUUUCUACGAGUCAUUAACAGUUUCCUCAUCUUCCCCCUCAAAUCCUAAAACAAAUAAUGAUGAAACAAUUAUUUUAUUGGAUGACAACAGCGAUUCUAAUAACAAUAUUUAUAACGAAGAAGACGAAGAAUCCGAUUCUGUAGUUCUUUAUUAA